AUGUCUUCGGCAUCGCCCGAGGUCAUGGAUAUUACAAACAUGCUGAACAACAAAGGAGGUGCCAUGGCACAUGGACUUGGUGGAAGCAUGCCCGAUCACCACCAACAGCAUCAUCACCUCGGCCUCGUCAAACAUGAGUCUGCGCUGGACCGGUCAGGAUCACCGCACAUGUCUGAGCAUUCUUCUUACUCGGCGCACAGCAUGCCUCGCGCCUAUCCUUCGCCAACCGCCAUGCAGACUCCUAUGCAGAUGCAAAACCACAUGCACAAUGCUAUGCAGAUGGGAGGCUUCACAGACAUGUCCGGCAUGGGAAGUGUACCAAGCAUGGCUAUGCAUCACAUGCCUCAGCAGCCCCAGCAACAGCAGGCUCCCACAGCACCUGUCAAAGCAUACCCCUGCAGUACCUGCGGUAAAGGUUUUGCCAGAAGAAGUGACCUGGCGCGCCAUGAGCGUAUUCACACCGGAGUCAGACCUCACGUUUGUGACUACCCCAAGUGCCACAAGGGAUUCAUCCAAAGAUCUGCUCUUACUGUUCACCAGAGAGUGCACACUGGUGAGAAGCCGCAUCGUUGUGAGACUUGCGCCAAGCUUUUCAGCGACAGCAGCUCCCUGGCUCGACACCGAAGAACUCAUUCGGGAACUCGUCCUUACAAGUGCCCCUACGCCGAUUGCCAAAAGACUUUUACGAGGCGCACCACCCUCACACGUCAUCAGAACCAGCACACCGGUACUAUCGAAGAGGCUGCGGCGGCUACCGCGGCAGCACUUGCAGCUUCCAGGGUCAAAAACGGAAGCCAGGCUCGCUCCGACGGCGACCACAUGUCUAAUCAAGGCUCUCCCCUGACAACACCAUCGCCCAACCAUCACGCCAUGAUGUCUCCGGCCAUGGACCUCUCUGGAGCCAACGGCCUCGGCCGACACCAGGCGGACUUUACUCAGUACAUGACACAGGGCGGCACUCUUCCUCCUCAUUUGCGCGUGGGCAGCCCGACUUCGACCAACUCGGCCGCCAGCUACAACAGCGGUAUCCGACCGACCUCGCACCCUACCGGCUACGGCCCUCCCCCCACCCUGGAGCCCAGCUUGGAGCAACACACGGGUGCCACUGGAAGCGCGGUUGGCAGUCCUCACAUGGCGUCGCAACUUGGCUGGCAAUCUCCUCAUUCUUCUUCCCCAUCUCAACACGGUGGAAGCUACGUCUAUCCCGACCCCGAUGGCUAUCCUCCUAAUCCCUCAAUGAGCCAGAUGUACUACGGCGCACCGCAACAGAUGCGACGACCACAAAGUGCCGAGCCUGGCAUGGUACACAUGUAG
Trichoderma atroviride IMI 206040 is the source of this 1314-nucleotide messenger RNA. RefSeq lists its product as uncharacterized. Gene Ontology annotation, cellular component: chromatin; PcG protein complex; transcription regulator complex. Gene Ontology annotation, biological process: regulation of transcription by RNA polymerase II. The record is from RefSeq and is a predicted model, not a curated record. NCBI's taxonomy places the organism in Eukaryota, Fungi, Ascomycota, Sordariomycetes, Hypocreales, Hypocreaceae. Gene Ontology annotation, molecular function: RNA polymerase II cis-regulatory region sequence-specific DNA binding; DNA-binding transcription factor activity, RNA polymerase II-specific.